UAUGCAGUGCCUGAACAUGAUCAUGGCUGAAUCGCCAGGCCUCAUCAUCAUCUGCCUUUUAGGAUAUCUACUCAGUGCUGAAUGUACAGUUUUUCUCGAUCAUGAAAAUGCUACCAAAAUUCUGAAUCGGCCAAAGAGGUAUAAUUCAGGUAAAUUGGAAGAGUUUGUUCGAGGGAACCUUGAGAGAGAAUGUCUAGAAGAAAAGUGUAAUUUUGAAGAAGCACGAGAAGUUUUUGAAAACACUGAAAAAACUACUGAAUUUUGGAAGCAAUAUGUUGAUGGAGAUCAGUGUGAAUCCAGUCCGUGCUUAAAUGGUGGCCUGUGCAAGGAUGACAUUAAUUCCUAUGAAUGUUGGUGUCAAGUUGGAUUUGAAGGAAAGAACUGUGAAUUAGAUGCAACAUGUAACAUUAAGAAUGGCAGGUGCAAGCAGUUUUGUAAAAAGGGUGCUGAUAACAAGGUGGUCUGUUCCUGUACUACAGGAUACCGACUUGCAGAAGACCAAAAGUCCUGUGAACCAGCAGUGCCAUUUCCAUGUGGAAGAGUUUCUGUCUCACAUGCUUCUACGAAGUUCACCCGUUCUGAGUCUAUAUUUUCCAAUAUGGACUAUGAAAAUUCUACUGAAGAUGAAACAAAUUUGAAUAACAUCACAGAAAGCACUCAACCAUUUAACGACUUCACUCGAGUUGUUGGUGGAGAAAAUGCCAAACCAGGUCAAUUCCCUUGGCAGGUCCUUUUGAAUGGUAAAAUUGAUGCAUUCUGUGGAGGUUGCAUCAUUAAUGAAAAAUGGGUCGUAACUGCAGCCCACUGUAUCGAACCUGGUGUCCCUAUUACUGUUGUUGCAGGUGAACAUAACACUGAGAAGGAGGACCACACAGAGCAAAAGCGAAAUGUGAUUCGUGCUAUUCCUCACCACAGCUACAACGCAACUAUUAAUAAGUACAGCCAUGACAUUGCUCUUCUGGAACUCGAUGAACCCUUAACGCUAAACAGCUACGUAACACCUAUUUGCAUUGCUGACAAGGAAUACACGAACAUCUUCCUCAAAUUUGGGUCUGGCUACGUGAGUGGCUGGGGAAGAGUCUUCAACAGAGGGAGAUCAGCUUCAAUUCUUCAGUAUCUUCAAGUUCCACUUGUUGACCGAGCCACAUGCCUCCGCUCCACAAAGUUCACCAUCUAUAAUAAUAUGUUCUGCGCCGGCUUCCAUGAGGGAGGUAAAGAUUCAUGCCAAGGAGAUAGUGGGGGGCCCCAUGUUACUGAAGUGGAAGGCAUCAGUUUCUUAACUGGAAUUAUUAGCUGGGGUGAAGAGUGUGCAGUGAAAGGAAAGUAUGGAAUAUAUACCAAGGUAUCCAAGUAUGUCAACUGGAUUAAGGAAAAAACAAAGCUCACUUAAAGAAAAAAUGCAUUUGCAAGAUUGACAUAUUUGAGAUUGAAAAUGAACAAGGCCCUUUAUUAACUAAUCACUUUCCUAUAUCUUUAGAUUUGAAUAUAUACAUUCUACAAAGACAGUUUUUUUUUCUCUUUAUGGGGAGAAGUCUAUUUACGAUUCAUAUUUUACUAGAGUAAGUAGACUAGAAAACGUAAUCACUAGAGAAAUAUACUGUGGUAGGAAUUUGUGACCAUUCCUACAGGUCCAGCCCUUGACAAAACUGUGAAGUUAACUUCCUGAUAUUGGCCAUCAAGCUUUCUUCUUCUCCACUGAGGUAACUCCCUGAUUCUCCCUCCUCAGCAGCGUUCCAUAUUCCAGAUAUUUCUUACCUCUCCCACCAAAACAUCAAACGUUAUUAG
Molecule: messenger RNA, 1785 nt
Organism: Pteropus alecto (black flying fox)
Lineage: Eukaryota; Metazoa; Chordata; Mammalia; Chiroptera; Pteropodidae
Gene: F9
Product: coagulation factor IX
Exons: 8
Coding region: 2-1390 (462 amino acids)
Biological process (GO): blood coagulation; zymogen activation
Cellular component (GO): extracellular region
Molecular function (GO): calcium ion binding; serine-type endopeptidase activity
Source: RefSeq, a predicted model, not a curated record